Messenger RNA from Tripterygium wilfordii, 1188 nucleotides. RefSeq lists its product as uncharacterized. NCBI's taxonomy places the organism in Eukaryota, Viridiplantae, Streptophyta, Magnoliopsida, Celastrales, Celastraceae. The record is from RefSeq and is a predicted model, not a curated record. The transcript has a single exon. Bases 1 to 1188 code for a protein of 395 amino acids.
AUGAGUUAUACAUGGAUGGGCGGCUUCCUUCAUUUGUUCAGUGUAUCCUCCAUUGUUUCUACAUCUAUAGCUUUUCUAGUAAUUGACAAGAAUGAUGAUGAUUACCCAUCGAUAGACAUUUAUAUCACAUACAUCUUGCUAGUUGGAGCAUUGGCUUUGGAAACAUAUGAGAUACUUGUUAUGCUUCUCUCUGAUCAGACACUGAUUUGGUUGAGUAUGCACAAAAAUUCAUGCGUGGAUUUUGCUUACAAGAUCAUCAAUCAUCUCCAAUAUGUGUUACGAUGGUCUUCUUUGAUCAAUUCCGAUAAGCGUUGGUCUAGUACCAUGAGAAACUACAACUUGAUAAGUAUUUGUCUUAAGCCUACUAUGAAGUCUACCCAAAUUCAGAAGCAUUCAUGCAAUGAUUUUCAUAUUGUCUCUGCAGAUUUGAAAAGGUUAAUUUUUGAACAGCUUAUGCAAAAAUCGAUGCAUGCAUUGAAUGUUAGGGCUUCUAAACAACUGUGUGCUCAAAGGGGUGAUCAAGUACUUAAGGAUAUGGGUUGUUUUGAUGAUAUUGGUUGGAGUGUAGAGAUGGGAUUUGAUCAGAGUAUUCUUUUGUGGCACAUUGCAACAGAUAUGUGUUAUUCUAUUGAUCAAUAUAAGGACGCACAUAUGACGGAAAAUCAGUACGGUAAAUGUGGCAAAUCUCUAGCAGGUUAUAUGUUGCAUCUGGUCAUGCAUCCUAGCAUAUUGCCUAGUGCAUCUAGGAUGAUCCGAUCACACAUCCAGGACACAUGCGCCGACGCCAUGAGAUUUUUUCGAGAAAGAUCCAUAUCAAAUACACGUGAUGCUUGUGAUGCAUUAUUCCAAAUGGACACUGGUGUUCCCCAAUCUGUUGGUGACAGAAGCAUGUCAAUAUUAUUUGAAGCCUGUACGAUUGCGAAGUAUAUUCAGUCUCUGGAGACAGAAAAGCAUUGGACAAAUGAAAGAAAAUGGGAAAUGGUUAGUCAUGUGUGGGUGGAGAUGCUAUCCUAUGCUGCCAGUCAGUGUCAAUGGCGGAACCAUGCGAAGUUACUCACAAGUGGAGGAGAGCUGCUCACCCAUGUCUGGUUACUAAUGGCUCAUCUUGGCAUUACAGAACAAUUACAUAUUUCUCAAGGUGAUGUAAUGCAGGUGAAAAUCCUGAAUACGAGGGCAAAUCUAGUCUAA